GGCGCUGGCCCGCCAUGGUGCGGUCGGCGAGCCUUGCGCGGCCCCGCUGAGCCUCCGUGCGGCGGCGAGCCCGGCUCGGGGUCACCAUGCCUACCCGAGUGUGUUGCUGCUGUUCUGCUCUGCGUCCUCGCUACAAACGCCUGGUGGACAACAUAUUCCCUGAAGAUCCAAAAGAUGGCCUUGUUAAAGCCGACAUGGAGAAAUUGACAUUUUAUGCAGUAUCUGCUCCAGAGAAACUGGACCGAAUUGGUUCUUACUUAGCAGAAAGGUUGAGCAGGGAUGUUGUCAGACAUCGUUCUGGGUAUGUUUUAAUUGCUAUGGAGGCUUUGGACCAGCUUCUUAUGGCUUGCCAUUCUCAGAGCAUCAAGCCAUUUGUGGAAAGCUUUCUUCAUAUGGUAGCAAAGCUGCUAGAAUCAGGGGAACCAAAGCUUCAAGUUCUUGGAACAAAUUCUUUUGUCAAAUUUGCAAAUAUUGAAGAAGACACGCCAUCCUAUCACAGACGUUACGACUUUUUUGUAUCUCGCUUCAGUGCCAUGUGUCAUUCCUGUCAUAGUGAUCCAGAAAUACGAACAGAAAUCCGAAUUGCUGGAAUCAGGGGUAUUCAAGGAGUGGUUCGCAAAACAGUUAAUGAUGAACUUCGGGCUACCAUUUGGGAACCCCAGCAUAUGGAUAAAAUUGUUCCAUCCCUGUUGUUUAACAUGCAAAAGAUAGAAGAGACUGACAGCCGCACAGGUCCUCCUCCCUCCCCUCCUGCCACUGACAAAGAAGAGAAUCCCGCUGUGCUGGCCGAAAACUGUUUCAGAGAACUGCUGGGUCGAGCAACUUUUGGGAACAUGAACAAUGCUGUUAGACCAGUUUUUGCGCAUUUAGACCAUCACAAACUAUGGGAUCCCAAUGAAUUUGCAGUUCACUGCUUUAAAAUUAUAAUGUAUUCCAUUCAGGCUCAGUAUUCUCACCAUGUAAUUCAGGAGAUCCUAGGACACCUUGAUGCUCGUAAAAAAGAUUCUCCGCGGGUUCGAGCAGGUAUCAUCCAGGUUCUGUUAGAGGCCGUUGCCAUUGCUGCUAAAGGUUCCAUAGGACCCACAGUGCUGGAAGUCUUUAACACCCUCCUGAAGCAUCUGCGUCUCAGUGUUGAAUUUGAAGCAAAUGAUUUACAGGGGGGAUCCGUAGGCAGUGUUAAUUUAAACUCAAGUUCCAAAGACAAUGAUGAGAAGAUUGUGCAGAAUGCUAUCAUCCAAACAAUAGGAUUUUUUGGAAGUAACCUACCAGAUUAUCAGAGGUCAGAAAUAAUGAUGUUCAUUAUGGGGAAAGUACCCGUUUUUGGAACAUCCACCCAUACUUUGGAUAUCAGUCAACUAGGGGAUUUGGGAACCAGGCGGAUUCAGAUAAUGUUGCUGAGAUCUUUACUUAUGGUGACCUCUGGAUACAAAGCAAAGACAAUUGUUACUGCACUGCCUGGAUCUUUUCUGGAUCCUUUGUUAUCACCAUCUCUCAUGGAAGACUAUGAACUGAGACAGUUAGUCUUGGAAGUCAUGCAUAAUCUCAUGGAUCGCCAUGACAAUAGGGCAAAACUUCGAGGGAUCAGAAUAAUACCAGAUGUAGCUGACCUAAAGAUAAAAAGAGAAAAAAUUUGUAGACAAGAUACAAGUUUCAUGAAAAAGAAUGGGCAACAAUUGUAUCGGCACAUAUAUUUGGGCUGUAAAGAGGAAGACAAUGUUCAGAAAAACUAUGAACUACUUUAUACUUCUCUUGCUCUUAUAACUAUUGAAUUGGCCAAUGAGGAAGUGGUUAUUGAUCUCAUUCGAUUAGCUAUUGCUUUACAGGACAGUGUAAUUAUCAAUGAGGAUAAUUUGCCAAUGUUCCAUCGCUGUGGGAUCAUGGCUCUGGUUGCGGCGUACCUCAACUUUGUAAGUCAGAUGAUAGCUGUCCCUGCAUUUUGCCAACAUGUUAGCAAGGUUAUUGAAAUCCGAACUAUGGAAGCCCCUUAUUUUCUACCAGAGCAUAUUUUCAGAGAUAAGUGCAUGCUUCCAAAAUCUUUAGAGAAGCAUGACAAAAAUUUAUACUUUUUGACCAACAAGAUUGCAGAGUCACUAGGCGGAAGCGGCUAUAGUGUUGAGAGAUUGUCAGUACCAUAUGUACCGCAAGUAACAGCUCUCUUUCCUUCAGGCAGAAAACCUCAUAAACCCAGGCACAAGCACAAAGAUGAAGAUCGACUUUCUAGAAGAAAAAGUAUUGUGGACACCGUAUCCAUUCAGGUGGAUAUUUUACCCAACAGCAUUCCUUCUGAUGACGUGGUUAAUAACACUGAAGAAAUCACCUUUGAAGCGUUGAAGAAAGCAAUUGAUACCAGUGGAAUGGAAGAACAGGAAAAGGAAAAGAGGCGUCUUGUGAUAGAGAAAUUCCAGAAAGCACCUUUUGAAGAAAUAGCAGCACAGUGUGAAUCCAAAGCAAAUCUGCUUCAUGAUCGACUUGCUCAAAUACUGGAACUCACCAUACGCCCUCCUCCCAGUCCAUCAGGAACACUGACCAUUACUUCUGGGCAUGCCCAGUACCAGUCCGUCCCAGUCUAUGAGAUGAAGUUUCCAGAUCUGUGUGUGUACUGAGUGGCUCACGAAGAUCUCAUUGUAGGAUCUAAAGCCGAAAAAUUAAGGCCGUGCUGAGUUUUCAGAGUUUACUUAAUGCGUAUUAACAUAAUUCUUGAGAAUAACAGUGAGACUUCUCUUCAACCAAAUGCUUGGCACAUACCACAUUAGAAAUGGUGGAGCUGUCUAUGAUUUAGAAUACUUUUAAAGAUGGAUUUCUGCCAUGAUCAUUUCUUUUGCAGUUCCUGUUGGCUUUCAAAGUUGGACAUAUAUUGAUGUCCCAUUAUUCCAUAGUUAAACCGUAUAUUUUAAACUUUUCACAAACAGGUAAUUUUUUUAAAAUAUUAUGCCUCCAGAGGGUUGAAGAUGUGUCAGGUAUCUACUGUAUUUCUUAAACAUCUACACAACUGCUUAGAAAUAGAAUUGCUUUUGUGUUUGGUUAUCUGCAAAAGCAAAUACAUACAAAUAUAUUGCUAAUCUUGGGGCUGCAAAACUGUUCUGUGGCUUGUUGUCCCCAGGUUUUAGAUGUUGUGAUCUAUAACAACAUGUAAUAGGCAUUCCUCAACUUGUUUAUGGUAAUGAGACAUCUGUUGAGUAAUAUUCCUAGAAUAUGACCAACCCCAAAAUUGCCAUACUUAAAAGUGUCUAGUUCUUGUAAUACUGUGUUUUCUGCCAAGAGUUUGACCAUUCUACUUGAGAGAAGCUUGUUACUCUUGGUGUUCCAAACUGUGCAAUAUUUUUUUACAUCAUAAGAUGUAUUAGUUUACAGACUAUACUUUGAAAUUAUAGUAAUAUUUUGCUGUGGUUCCAUUAAUUAAAUCAGAUCUAUAUUUAGUGUAGGAAAAAAAAGACCUUUAAAACAGCUACUAGUUCACCUGUGAAGACUGUGUACAUUUUGAGUUCUAUCAAAAGCACAUUAUUUGCAUUUUUAUAUUGUGCAUUGUUUAAAAUCUUCAUAGAGAAUUCUCCAGAUGGACUUCUGAUUUGUAAGAUUUGAACUGUUAAGUUGUAUGCAUCUGUUUAGGAUUUAUUCUAUUACAUUUGAAAAGAAUGCCUGUGGGUUUAGCAAUCAAGUGUGCUGAGGAUCGUCAGUUGUGAGCUCUGUUGAUUUAAGCUACCAAGGUCAUGUAUGUACCCUAUACAAGUAUGGUACAUACCUGUAGUGUUUUCUUAAAAUUAUGUGCAUUUUAGUGAAUUCCAUCAAACAGCAAAAAUGAACAACUUUCUUUGCAAGUCUUAUAAAAUUCUCAUAGGACAUUUUUAUAGAAUAACCUCUUUAUAAUUGUAUUGCCUCUUCAGAUUCAGUUUCUUUUUACAAAGAGCAAAAUACAUAUCAAAAAUUGUAGCUCAAAAACUAAUUCAGUUUUUAGUUUUUGUUUUUGUUUGAAAACUUACAGUGAGAUUGGCAGGUUGUAAGUUCAUGUUUAUGAUUAUUAGGCACCUGUACAAUAAACAGAAAGAAGUCACGAAGUGACAAAAGAAAAAGCAUACCCCAGAUUUUUUAAAGAACUGAAUUACUACAUUAUCUUGAAACAUCUUGCAAAAGAUCCUAGUCAUUAAAACCCAUAAAAUGAUACGCAGCCCUCCUGGGCAGUGUGUUAAAUGUAGGUAAACGAGACUUUGUUUUCAGAAUAAUACUGCAGGUAUUACUGGCCUUCAUGCAGCUGUCACUGUAACUUUGCCUCUUGAUUUUGGGUAAAAUGCGUCCUCAUAUGACAGGUCAAGUUUUCUGUUUUUUUCUUUCUUUUUUUCUUCUGUAUUUUUAAAGAAGUAUAUUAAUUUUUGUGCAUUUAAAAAAAAAUCUAAGCAGGGGGACAUUCAAAAACAAUCAUCAUCCACUUGGAUGUCAUUUUAUAGAUUAACACUGUGUGCUUUUGUAUGAAAAAAUAUAUAAUUUAAUAGUAUAAGUAAAGGAGAUCUAUAUUCACUUGCACUCAUACAAACUUUACAAAAUUUCCUGUUUUUCUGUAGUUUAAAAAAUGCAUGUAUUGCAUGUCAAGGAAAACCAUUUGAAUUAAUGUUUAUCACAUCUUUCUCUUGGUCAGUUUGUAAACUGUUGUGUGGGGUUUGCAGGUUUUUUUCUUGUUGUUGUUGUUGUUUUUAAAUCACAGUAGACAUCUAUAUAUUCUGGAUGACUGAACUGGUCUUGUUAGUAAUGAUUCCCAAGAAGUGGGUCUUUUCUUUGGUUUGUCCUUUUCAGGAGAUUGCAGGACUCCUGCUGGGUAAUGGCUAUGUUCCGUUUAUAGCCAGUUUGGAGACUGAAAGUUUAGGAUUUGCUGAAGUUCACCGUAUGGCUAUAUUUUUGUAGAUAUUUAAAACUCUUAAUAAACUGUUACUCAUUCUCUUUAUGCUGCA
Enhydra lutris kenyoni (northern sea otter) is the source of this 4937-nucleotide messenger RNA. RefSeq names its product EFR3 homolog A. The transcript is spliced from 24 exons. NCBI's taxonomy places the organism in Eukaryota, Metazoa, Chordata, Mammalia, Carnivora, Mustelidae. Gene Ontology annotation, biological process: protein localization to plasma membrane. The record is from RefSeq and is a predicted model, not a curated record. Bases 87 to 2603 code for a protein of 838 amino acids. Gene Ontology annotation, cellular component: plasma membrane.